This is a messenger RNA of Anopheles stephensi (Asian malaria mosquito), 2536 nucleotides long. RefSeq lists its product as uncharacterized. Lineage: Eukaryota; Metazoa; Arthropoda; Insecta; Diptera; Culicidae. Bases 179 to 2332 code for a protein of 717 amino acids. The transcript is spliced from 5 exons. The record is from RefSeq and is a predicted model, not a curated record.
UAAAGAUGCAGGAGGAACGGUAUUGCAAGGGUGUCGAACCUUUCCCAAUCUUUUAAUUUCAUCAACGAUGCAGUCGAUUUUAACGCAGCAAUCCGUUGACUUUAAAUACUGAUCCACUAUCGUUUGAUGUACUUUACCAAUAAGAAUCCUUUUGAAACGUGUUUAAAUUUCUUGAACCAUGUCUGAUGAAAUAAAUUACAAACGUAGAAAAUCUGUUAUCAUUCAGCAUCCCAAGAGAAGGACGUCCUCCAAUUCUAAAGAUGCGUUCGAUCGCAGGUAUAAAGCAGCCGUUAAAGCCUACCACAACUACAUGGAAGGAUUAAAUUUAGUUCUCAAAGAAAAAGAAGCGAAAAUGUGUAAAAUCCUUCGUAAGCGUAGCACACCGCUUUGGUUCCAGGAGUUAACCGACGAACAGUGUGCGGUCUGCGAUCAGUUGCUUGAAGCGAUCGCUGACGAUAUUGAUGAGCGUACGUUUUAUCGUACGGAAUCGCUGCUCCGGCGGCUGGGCAUUUAUCCUGUCUGUUCCAAAAGAGUUCUACGCUCGGCACUCAUCCUCUGCAAUGGCAAUGAUAUUGCUUUUAUCUGGAUACUACUCCAGCUGCACUAUAUUCGUCGUCCCGGGCAGGAUGGCACACGCCGAGCGAAGGAUUAUACGAUCAACGAACGGUUGCUGCUCUCGGCGAUCGCGCACUUGGACAUGAUGACCACACUGCGUGGUUUGGAGAUGAUUCUUCCUCCAAAGAAAGUGUCCCCGGUAUCACCGGUGGAAGAAAAGAGUGCAGAAGUGUCCUAUCCUAAGCCUUCGUCAUCUCGCUUCAAAUCUCCUUACGAAGUGCACCAAAGGGUGAUCGUUACGGGCUAUACAGUUCCAGUCGAGGUUCAACCACAUCGGGACGAAUUUCUAGGUCGCUAUCAAAAGUACCGAGACCCGGAGUACAUCAUACGCAAUGAGGAAUCGCGUUGGUUUGCAAGAUACCGGAGCUCGGAUCGGAAGUUCUCGUCCAGUGAUUAUUACUGCACGGAAGACGAGUCACUUGGCCGAUGCUCUCCUGCCAAAAGUGAUACUUCCAACAAUAGCGCAUGCGAAGUCGUGAAGAUCCUGUUGAAUGAUCAAAUUCGUAACAUGGUUGCACGGCAGGAAUGUUGUGAGAUGCUCUGUCCUAGGCACCACAAGCUAGACGACCAGGGCGCGAAGUUGUUGGGAAUUCUGAAGCGCAAUACUGCUGCCCGGGAUGUUCUGAUGCAAGCCGUUCGUGUACAAUGUGUGCAAUGGGCCGACGAAGCGCUCCAGGAUGAUGCUAGACGUCAGGUGGAGAGCCUACUCAAGCGACUCGUAGAUGAGGCGGUAACGAUGGCGAUACUGGAACCGGCCAACGAAUGUCCCGAAUGUCGGGAACGGUUUGAGAUGCAACAGAAACUUUUGAAGGGACAAAAGUGUACCUGCGUGGAGUCUGAGGGGUCUGACACGGUUGUGUCGGAGUCCAUGGCGAGCCCAAGUUACUUUAACUUCUGCGACAAACCAGUACCGUUCGAGUUUGACUACGAUAACAUAUUUCGAGGGUAUGAAGAAAAGGAACCCGUCUGCCCGAUUAAAAGUGCCAUACAACGGGCACUCGGCGUAGAACACACCAAGCCCAUAACAGACACAGACCUUGAGCAAGCGAUCGAGAAGUUUGCCAAGAUGACUUGGGAUGAGGAAAACAAGCAUUGGCAGGAACAGAUGGCACAGGACGUUCGAGAGGAAUCAACUUCCCCGGUAAUGGAUCCACUUGAGGUAGACUACAUAGAGACGCGCGAUGUGUCCGUUUUGCAGGAUCUCUUGAAGCGCGCUCUACAAAGACUUGCCGAAAGUCCCACCUAUCUGCUGGCUACCUUUCCCUGCGUUGAUCAGCUGCCCAUCUUGAAAGCUUGGAUAAGGCAUCGGUACGAAGUGCCCAUCACACCAUGGGAGAGAAAGAAAGCCUUGCUGGAGAGCAAACACUUCUGGGACUAUCUUAUACCGCGUGCGACCAGUAUGCGGUGGCCAUCGCGAAGGGACACCGGAUUGCAGCUGCAGGUUAAUUGGAACUAUAAAUCGAAGCUAGAAGCGGCGGCAGGCAAUAUGAUGUACAAAUUCUACCGAAAGUUCAAAAACGUUCAAAUACAGGAGGGUCGCAUAUGGUGGAUCAGCAUGGUACCGUAUCACUCCGGACCGGACCGAUUUCGGCAAACGUUUUCGGCGUACUUUCCCAACUGUGAGCCUGAAAUGAUACCGCAGGUUCGACCCUGGCGUCCGUUCCAGUACCGUGCGAUGCCCGGAGUGAAGGGCACAAGCAGCAGAAGCAGAUUUUAAGGCCCUUUCUUCAGUUGAAAAGUAUAUUCUUUCAAUCCGGUAAUGUAUUGCGUACCAUUUUUUCUUCGUAUUUUUAAACCCCUAUUUCUUGUACUGGAUCUGGAAUGCAUUAAGUGGGACACCUUUCCUAGUCUACUCUCUCUCUACACAGCGUGCUGGAAUGUUCACAGACUUCCUAUGGGUGGGAAUUCUGCUCUCCCUCCC